AUGAAGAGCGAGGAAGACGCUUCGUUGUUCGACACUCGAUUUACUAAGAUGACACCCGUGGAUUCUCCUUGCGAGUCAACGUUCAGUUUUACCGGUGAUAAUCCAUUUGUUGGUUUCACAUAUGUUGCACCGUCGGUUCUUGAAGCAAUGAAUCAACCAGAUGCUCCUAUGGUGACUCGUGCUCGUUCACCUCGCAAGCCUCAA
Messenger RNA from Cooperia oncophora, 204 nucleotides. The record is from the annotation of a GenBank genome assembly. Lineage: Eukaryota; Metazoa; Nematoda; Chromadorea; Rhabditida; Trichostrongylidae.